CGUAUAUGAUGUUUAACCUAAAGUAGAGCGCAAGUUGCACAAACACCACGUUGGUCUUGUUUAUCAGUUUCUCAUUAUUCCUGACAUAUUCUAUUGGAAACAGGACAGUAGCAAUUCAAUUAGCGAUUAUGGGCCACAACAAGCAGAAGCAGCAGAGGCGAUUCAAGAACAAUCAUAGCUCGCAUCGCGCCCAUCAACAAUCUCAUCUCCUUCAUAGGGACGAUGAUGGGUCUUUACCAACCGACCCAGCAGCCGAGGAGGAGGAGAAGCAAAGCGGUCUCACAAUUCAGCUUGCUAUGUGGGAUUUUGGCCAAUGUGAUGCAAAAAGGUGUACGGGCCGCAAGCUUGCAAGGUUUGGACUAUUGAAGGAGUUACGAGUUGGUAAUGGCUUUGGUGGUAUUGUUUUGAGCCCUGUUGGGACACAGUGUGUCUCAAUACAAGAUCGUGAAUUAAUUGUUAGGAAAGGUUUAGCUGUUGUCGAUUGCUCAUGGGCGCGUCUAGAAGAUGUACCUUUUUCUAAGCUGCGGUGUGCUGCUCCUCGUUUAUUACCAUGGUUGGUGGCAGCAAAUCCUGUAAAUUAUGGUCGACCAUGUCAGCUUUCUUGUGUUGAGGCAUUAGCUGCUGUUUUGAUCAUAUGGGAGCUUUUGAAGGCGUACUCUGAAUGUAAAAACAGUUCUGACAUUAUUUCUGUGCAAAACAACUGGCUUUCCCAGCAAAACUCACAACAACUGGAGGUCCCCACAAGUUCAAAAGGUACGUUCUACUCUUGAAUAAGUUUAAUAAUAAUAACGUAGAAAACUGAAAUCAUUGUAAAUUUUAGUUAUGGAUUUCCAAGGACUUCCAUGGUCAGGAAAACAGCUUUUACUUGUCCUUUCUGUUUACUGUAGGCUUUGCACUGCACUUGAUUUCAUUUUAUUGCAACUUUUGUUGUCAUGACUAGUGUUCUAAAAUGCAUGCAUAUGUCCGCAUAUUCUUGAUGCAUUUUCAAAACGCCUCACAUAUAGGAUAUGCAUGUGAUAAUGUGGUCAGCAUAUUUCGUUGACUGCAUAUGCACUCUUCAAUGCAACAAUGUACACUCAUUUGUGUUAAAAAUUGUAUCAAAACUAGCAUGGCAAAGUCCAACCCAAUUUUAUAACUUAAAAAUAGCAAAUUGAGCUCAAUAAAUAUCAAAUUAAUCCAAAUUACCCAAGCCCAUGGUUUAUAUAUAGCAAUAUGUAGGGUUUUGACAUUUAUAAAAAUAUAAAAUCAGAACAAAUUAUUUGUAGAGUUACAAACCAUCUACACCGAGUUCGAGCCUCUUUCUAUCUUUCGCUAGUUUUACGAGCAAGUGAUGCUAGUUGUACACAAUCUUGAAUUGUUGAUGAUUGUGAUGAUGAGGAAGAUUUGCCAAUAAUAUCUUACCAUUUACAAGAAGUAAUGUAAAUUUUUUAAUUGAAAUAAGGGAGCACGAUAAAAAUAAUUUUUUAUUGGAUGACACGAAAGAUGACUUGGAUGAAGUAGAGGAGAUUGAAUUGGAAUCCGAUAAACAACUAGACAAGAUUCAGAAUUUUUUAAAUUGAUAUUCGUGUCUAAUCUAAUGUAAGAAUUGAUUA
Molecule: messenger RNA, 1592 nt
Organism: Olea europaea var. sylvestris
Lineage: Eukaryota; Viridiplantae; Streptophyta; Magnoliopsida; Lamiales; Oleaceae
Product: ribosome biogenesis protein TSR3 homolog
Exons: 8
Coding region: 129-770 (213 amino acids)
Biological process (GO): maturation of SSU-rRNA
Molecular function (GO): rRNA small subunit aminocarboxypropyltransferase activity
Source: RefSeq, a predicted model, not a curated record